Messenger RNA from Hevea brasiliensis (rubber tree), 2109 nucleotides. Its product is annotated as peptidyl-prolyl cis-trans isomerase FKBP62. Gene Ontology annotation, cellular component: cytoplasm. Gene Ontology annotation, biological process: protein peptidyl-prolyl isomerization. Lineage: Eukaryota; Viridiplantae; Streptophyta; Magnoliopsida; Malpighiales; Euphorbiaceae. The transcript is spliced from 12 exons. Bases 173 to 1918 code for a protein of 581 amino acids. The record is from RefSeq and is a predicted model, not a curated record. Gene Ontology annotation, molecular function: peptidyl-prolyl cis-trans isomerase activity; protein binding.
CUAAACCCUUUGCCGCUGUGGAGCUCUCCAGAACGAACCCAAAAUCUUCCCAUCUCACUCCUCAGUACCAACGCUAUAAGUACGCCACUCCUUCCAUUUUUAUCUCAAACCAGAACCUGCUUUAGCCCUUGUAUCUGCCUUGAUCGCUCUUGAUUGUUUCACGAGACUCCACAUGGAAGAGGAUUUCGAUCUACCGACUGAAGACGAAGACCACACGGAAGAGGAUUUCGAUCUACCGACUGGAGACGAAGACAUGGAUCUUCCCAACGAUAGCCCCAUUUUGAAGGUGGGCGAAGAGAAGGAGAUCGGGAAGCAAGGAUUGAAGAAGAAGCUUCUCAAGGAAGGUGAAGGUUGGGACACUCCUGAAAAAGGCGACGAAGUUGAAGUUCAUUACACGGGGACGUUGCUGGAUGGGACUCAGUUCGAUUCCAGUCGGGAUGGAGGGACGCCCUUCAAGUUUGCCCUUGGUUAUGGUCAAGUGAUUAAAGGAUGGGAUCAAGGUAUCAAAACAAUGAAGAAGGGUGAAAAUGCUAUUUUCACCGUUCCUCCUGAUUUGGCUUAUGGUGCUUCUGGAUCUAAACCUACUAUUCCUCCCAAUGCCACACUUCAGUUUGAUGUUGAAUUGCUGUCUUGGACUAGUGUCAAGGAUAUCUACAAGGAUGGUGGGAUAUUUAAGAAUAUUCUUGUUAAAGGAGAGAAUUGGGAGAAACCCGACGAUCUUGAUGAAGUAUUUGUUAAAUAUGAAGUUUGGCUCGAGGACAGAAUAGUUGCUAAAUCUGAUGGAAUAGAGUUUACUGUUGAGGAGGGUCAUUUUUGUCCUGCAUUGUCAAGGGCUGUCAAGACAAUGAAGAAAGGAGAGAAGGUUCUUCUAACAGUGAAGCCACAAUAUGGUUUUGGGGAUAAGGGUAGGCCAGCAUCUGGUGAUGAAGUUGCUGUUCCACCCAAUGCAACUCUCCAUAUUACUCUGGAGUUGGUUUCAUGGAAAACUGUGUCAGAGGUGAUCAGAGACAAGAAGGUUAUAAAGAAAAUCCUAAAGGAGGGCGAGGGAUAUGAGCGUCCAAGUGGCGGAGCUGUCGUCAAAUUAAAAUUGAUUGGGAAGUUGCAAGAUGGAACAGUAUUUCUGAAGAAGGGGCACAAUAACGAGGAUGAACUGUUUGAAUUUAAAACAGAUGAGGAGCAAGUAAUUGAUGGGCUUGAUAGAGCUGUGAUGUUAAUGAAGAAGGGUGAGGUGGCAUUGGUAACGAUUGCUCCAGAGUAUGCAUUUGGUUCAUCUGAAUCACAGCAGGGGUUGGCUGUCGUUCCUCCCAACUCAACUGUAUGCUAUGAGGUUGAGCUAGUGUCCUUCGUCCAGGAAAAGGGAUCAUGGGAAAUGAACAUCCAGGAAAAAAUUGAAGCUGCUGGUAAGAAGAAGGAAGAAGGCAAUGUGUUGUUCAAAGGUGGCGAAUAUGCUAGGGCAUCUAAGAGAUACGAGAAGGCGGUCAAAUACAUAGAAUAUACUUCUUCUUAUAGCGACGAGGAAAAAAAGCAGGCAAAUGCAUUAAAGGUUGCUUGUAACCUAAAUAAUGCUGCUUGUGAGUUAAAAUUGAAAGAAUACACACAGGCAGAAAAGCUGUGCACUAAGGUGUUAGAGAUAGAGAGUAGAAAUGUAAAGGCUCUUUAUAGGAGAGCUCAGGCAUAUAUCCAGUUGGCAGAUUUGGAUCUGGCUGAGUUUGAUAUUAAGAAAGCCCUUGAAAUUGACCCCGAGAAUAGGGAUGUCAAGCUGGAGUAUAAAAAGUUGAAGGAAAAGAUGAGGGAGUAUAUCAAGAAAGAAGCCAAGUUUUAUGGCAACAUGAUUGCCAAGAUGAAUAAGCUGGGCCCUAUUGACUCUAUUAAAUCUGAAGCUGAGGCAGAGCCAAUGAGCAUAGACAGCAAGGCGUGAGAAGGGAGGAAAAUGGAUGAUUAACUGGAAUAAGAACGAGCAAAGUCCUAGUUUUUGGAAUUUUUUUUUCAUAUAGUUUGGCUUUAAAUUGUCGAGAACUCCCAUUUGGUAUUUUGAGAUCAGAAAAUUGUAAUGGAUUCUUCUAACAGAGUUGGCUGAAUGGGUAGCGGCAUAAAGAAAUUUGUCCCAAA